UUUCUUAUACAAAUAUUUUUAUUUUAGUGUUACGGCGACUAAGAAAUGACACUGUUGCUAUUUGACGGGUCAACCAAAAGAUCUUCUAGUACAAUUAUCACAUAUACUACAUAUUUAGCGAUUUUUUUGGUUGUUGCUUCAACUAGUGUUUCCACGGAAAAUGUCACCUCGAAAGCUACUUCUACAACGCCAUCCGCUACACCAACUGAAAUUACCAUAGUUAACCGAAGGACUUCUACUAUCAGUAGUUCCGAUUAUUUGGCUUAUCAACAACAGAGUUAUGUUGAAAAACAUUUACCUGUAGAAGGUAACAGUCCCAAAAAACACCGAGAACUAGUUGAUAAACAAAGAGCUUUGGAGAAGACCAACAGACAGCGGAGACAAUCGUUUCGUAAGAAGGCCAACGGCAGAGAUCAAUCUCCAGGUCUAUUGACGUUAUCUUUCAUAUUAGUGCGCGAUAAUUUACUUGACUCUAUAUUGAAUAAAAAGCGCAGUCGGUAACGUGUUGUGACUCGGAUUUAAGUACUAUAGUUCCAUUCCGUUGCGCUGG
This is a messenger RNA of Daktulosphaira vitifoliae (grape phylloxera), 550 nucleotides long. RefSeq lists its product as uncharacterized. Bases 46 to 501 code for a protein of 151 amino acids. The record is from RefSeq and is a predicted model, not a curated record. NCBI's taxonomy places the organism in Eukaryota, Metazoa, Arthropoda, Insecta, Hemiptera, Phylloxeridae. The transcript has 2 exons.